AUGGACUUAGAGCGAGAAUCGAUUGAAAAACGAAUAGAAGAGGUCUACAAGAAGCAGAAGUUUUUCGAAAUUAAUGAUGCUAAAUACAUCUGGAUGAUGUUUUUCGGCUUCAAAGUCAAGAAAGCAAAACUACUCCCAUUCUUCGAAAACGGCCGCAUUUCAAAAGAAAAGCUGGUUGCUUACAUUAUUCACUACAAGUCGAUUGCUGAUGACGACUUCAGUAUAAUGUCGCAGCUUCUCGACCACAACCACCGCGGUUUCUACACAGAAAAAUCCUUCGCCAAACUCUUCGAACGACACGGAGAAGAUCCUGCUGAAGCGAGGAAAAUUUUCCGCAACCUUGAUCUCGAUGGAUACGGGCGGAUCUCAAUGACGAUCAAUAGUUUAUUUAUAAUCGCGACGAAUGACUUGAAAGUCUUCAUGGAGAAGCAUUGGUGCUCGGCGAUCAAAAGAACAGUUCUUGAUGAUUUCUUAGAAAAUCUCCGUGGAUUAUCUGAUGUUAACGACAUGCCGAUUGUCUAUCUCGGGCCGAACAACCACUACCUUAUUCACGUUCUUCACAAAGACACCAUCUUUCUAGCCGUAACUCGCGAAGAUGUGAUGCCGCUUAUGAUCACAGAAUUCUUGCAUCGAAUCAAAGAUGUCUUCAUCGAUUACUUCGGCGAGUGUUCCGUCAAUUCUAUCAAAGAAAACUUCGUCGUUGUUUACUCCUUAUUGGACGAGCUCCUUGACGCUGGAUUUCCUCUCGUUACCGAACCCAACGUCCUCAAGGAGCUUAUUCGGCCGACAACGAUGCUCAGUUCAAUCAAGAAUACUGUCACUGGAAAGAGCAACGUGUCCGAGAACUUGCCUACUGGGCAACUGUCGAAUGUUCCGUGGAGAAAGGCGAACGUCAAGUACAACAACAACGAAGCAUAUUUUGAUAUGAAAGAAAAUCUGAAUAUGGUGGUCAACAAACAGGGCUCUCAUUUACUGUCUCUCGCAAAUGGCCGAAUUGACUCGAGUAUCAAGCUCUCAGGAACACCAGAUCUGAGCCUCUCAUGGCAAAAUCCGAAAGUCUUCAACAACGUAAACUUCCAUCCGUGUAUUCGACUGAAACGAUGGAACGUUGAGAAGAUGCUCUCCUUUAUUCCCCCAGAUGGUCAAUUUGAACUCCUGAGAUACCAGUCUUCCAUUAAUGGAGGAGCGGCUUUGCCGUUUUAUAUUCGUGCAAAUGCAUCGCUUCAAGCAGGAAAAUUAGACAUCUCCAUAUCACCAAAGCGGUUAGUGACCCCAAAGCCCGUGACAAAUGUCUUUGUUACAUGUAAAAUGCCCGCUUGCGUAACGAACGUCAACCUGACCGCCUCGGAAGGAUCGUACAGCUUUGACUCUUUCGAAAAGCGAUUGAAAUGGGACGUUGGUAAACUUGUGUCUGGAACGGCGCCGUCAUUGAGAGGAAGCAUCAACUUGAAAGAAAAGUGCGACCUGAGGCUUGUCUUUUCCGUGCAAUUCAGCGUCGAGCAAUACGCCGCUUCGAAUAUCAAGGUUCACCAGUUGAAUGUCUUCGGCGAGGGCUACAAGGCUUUCAAAGGCGUCAAGUACAUCACUAGCGCCAACGCUGUCGAGAUCCGCACGUGA
Oikopleura dioica is the source of this 1617-nucleotide messenger RNA. Lineage: Eukaryota; Metazoa; Chordata; Appendicularia; Copelata; Oikopleuridae. The record is from the annotation of a GenBank genome assembly.